AUGAGACUCCUGGCUUUCCUGGGCCUGCUGGCUCUGGUGCUGCGGGAGGCAGGAACAGCUUCUCUCCCAAAGGAGGGAAGGAAGAGGAGAGAAGAGCAGACGCCCAGGGAAGAGGACUCUUACGCAGCUCUGCCUGUGGGGAACAAUGUCCCAAACCCGGACAACUACGGCGAUGUCAUUGACCUGAGCAACUACGAGGAGCUCACAGAUUAUGGGGAACAGCUCCUGGAGAUUAAGGUGACCAGCCUGGCUCCUCCAACCAGGGUCAGUGCCACCAAGAGCUCUAUGCCUGCAAGGACAUCCUCAGCAAACCCCAUGAUGACCAGGCCUACGACGCUGGGCCUAUCAGGCUUCUUGGCCAACCACGAUCUGCCCACCUGUCUGGUCUGCGUGUGCCUUGGUUCCUCCGUGUACUGUGAUGACAUCGACCUAGAGGACAUUCCACCUCUUCCCUGGACAACUGUCUACCUGUAUGCCCGCUUCAACCGUAUCAGCCAUGUCAGGGCUGGAGACUUCGAAGGGCUGACCAAACUGAAGAGAAUUGACCUCUCUAGCAACUCCAUCUCCUCCAUCGACAACGAUGCCUUCCGCAUGCUGUCUGCCCUUCAGCAUCUGAUCCUCCCAGGGAAUAAGCUGGCAGCUCUGCCGGUGCUGCCCGGUGGCAUCGAGUUCCUAGACGUUCGCCUGAAUCGGCUGCGGAGCUCGGGGAUACACCCUGGAGCCUUCAGGGCGAUGAAGAAGCUGCAGUUCCUCUUCCUGGCCGACAACCUGCUGGAGUCCGUCCCUGGCCCUUUCCCCCUGAGCCUGCGCUCGCUGCACCUGCAGAAUAACAGGAUAGAGACCAUGCAGAGAGACACCUUCUGCGACCCUGAGGAGCACAAACACACUCGCAGGCAGCUGGAAGACAUCCGCCUGGAUGGCAACCCCAUCAACCUCAGCCUCUUCCCCAGCGCCUACUUCUGCCUGCCCCGGCUCCCUGUAGGCCGCUUCACCUAGUCUGACUCUGCCGCUCCUCCCUGG
Molecule: messenger RNA, 1020 nt
Organism: Propithecus coquereli (Coquerel's sifaka)
Lineage: Eukaryota; Metazoa; Chordata; Mammalia; Primates; Indriidae
Gene: OPTC
Product: opticin
Exons: 6
Coding region: 1-996 (331 amino acids)
Molecular function (GO): protein binding
Source: RefSeq, a predicted model, not a curated record